Messenger RNA from Anguilla rostrata (American eel), 2537 nucleotides. It is a transcript of the gene acaa1, whose product is annotated as acetyl-CoA acyltransferase 1. Gene Ontology annotation, cellular component: peroxisome. The record is from RefSeq and is a predicted model, not a curated record. Gene Ontology annotation, biological process: phenylacetate catabolic process; fatty acid beta-oxidation. Bases 193 to 1476 code for a protein of 427 amino acids. The transcript is spliced from 12 exons. NCBI's taxonomy places the organism in Eukaryota, Metazoa, Chordata, Actinopteri, Anguilliformes, Anguillidae. Gene Ontology annotation, molecular function: acetyl-CoA C-acyltransferase activity.
ACCGUUUCUGUCUCAGUUGUUAAGUGUCAAAGUUCAGUAGAUGCAACCAAUAGAAAGUAACAAAAUAUAGAACGAAAGGGAUAAAAGCGACAGCUGCAAACAUCGGUUUGAUGUGAGACCUUUGAAUCAUAUUUGCGACUUCCGGUUUUGUAUUUCAAGACGUCCAGAUCCUGCUAACUGUACCACUAGACAAUGCACAGGUUAAAGAUUGUUUUUGGACAUCUGUCUCUACCUAAAGCUCAGUAUUUACACAGCGGUACGUCUCUGAUAAGUUCCGAAUGUAGCGCUCUGUCGCCGACGAGUGCAGAUGAUAUUGUUGUGGUCCACGGUGUGAGAACUGCAAUCAGCAAAGCUAAAAGAGGGGCGUUUAAGGACACCACCCCUGAUGAGCUGCUGAGUGCUGUGAUGUCAGCAGUGCUGAAAGACGUGGGGCUGCCACCAGACAAACUGGGGGACAUCUGCGUUGGUAAUGUUCUGCAGCCUGGGGCAGGGGCUCUUAUGGCCAGAGGGGCUCAGUUUCUCAGCGGGUUCCCAGAGUCAGUGCCUCUCUACGCGGUGAACAGAAUGUGCUCCUCUGGGCUUCAGGCCCUUUUAAACAUUGCAGGUGGCAUCAGAAAUGGAUCUUAUGACAUGGGUCUUGCAUGUGGAGUGGAGAGCAUGACCCUGCGCUCCGUAGGGAACCCCGGUGAUGUCAGCUCCAGGUUGAUGGACAAUGAGAAGGCUCGGGACUGUAUCAUUCCCAUGGGAAUCACCUCAGAGAACGUGGCUGAGAGAUUUGAAAUCUCCCGGGAGAAGCAGGACGCCUUUGCUCUGAGCUCACAGCAGAAAGCAAGCAGGGCUCAGAAGCUGGGCCUGUUUGAUCAGGAGAUCGUUCCGGUCACCACCAAGUUCGUGGGCGAGGACGGGACGGAGCGCACCAUCACAGUUGCCAAGGACGACGGAAUCCGGGCGGGCACAUCACUGGAGGGGCUGAGCAAACUCAGACCGGCCUUCAAACCAGAUGGGAGCACCACUGCAGGCAACGCCAGCCAGGUGAGUGACGGGGCGGCGGCCGUGCUGGUGGGGCGGCGGUCUGCGGUGGAGGCCCUGGGUCUGCCCGUUUGGGGGAUCCUGAGGGCGAGCGCUGUGGUCGGAGUGCCCCCGGACGUGAUGGGCAUCGGACCGGCCUAUGCCAUCCCUGCAGCCCUGCAGAAGGCCGGUCUGACUGUUGCCGAUAUUGACGUCUUUGAAAUCAACGAGGCCUUUGCUAGUCAGGCGGUGUACUGCGUGGAGAAGCUGGGCAUACCCUUGGAAAAAGUCAACCCCAACGGAGGAGCCAUCGCCCUGGGCCACCCGCUGGGCUGUACCGGGGCUCGACAGGUCGUCACCCUGCUCAGUGAACUCCAGCGCAGGGGCAAGAGGGCGUAUGGCGUGGUGUCAAUGUGCAUUGGAACAGGGAUGGGAGCUGCUGCAGUUUUUGAAUAUCCUGGAAAGUAGUCCUGGAGUGGUGUGUGAAUGGUCUUAACCAGACCUUUUGGUCAAAACACUGAAGGACCCUAAAACACUGAUUGUCAGUGGGCUUGAAGCAGAACAGACUGCUGUACUAAUGCAAUAAAAUGCUAAAUACCCCAGCCACUAUUCCUUUAUCAUGUCUAAUAAAAGAUAUAAGCACCUUACUUGUUCUGUUACAGUUUUUAAGUUAUGUUUGAAAAGCAAAAAUUUGUUAUACUAAAAUUACGAUUAGUAAUGCAACAUUUUGAAAGUGAUAUUGAUAUCUUCCAUAAAUAUCUAUCACCAGAAUAUUUCAAUCUAGCUAUCUAUCUAUAUAGUGCAUUUCACAACAAUUGUCACAAUACGCUUCACAUACAACCCUGGCCUAAACCCCCACAGGAGCAUGCCUAAAGCAACAGUGCCAAGUAAAACUCCCUGUGGCAGAUGGCAAGAAACCUCGGAAGGAACCAGGCUCAAGGGGGAGACCCAUUAUGCUCUGGUCAGCUCAGGGUUUAGAUUGUUGACCAACAUGGUCGGUCAGUCAGUCAGUGUUUACGUCAGCCAAAUUGGUGGCAACUAAACAAAAUUCCUGAGGUAGCUGCUCAGAUGAUGGGCGGGGCCAUAAUACAAUAUUUGAGUUGAUAUAUGCUAUAUGAUAUAUGAUAUGAUAGGUGAUGUAUGUCUAGAUAUUGAGGUGAUUGCUGUUUUUCUGCUCUUCUCAAAUUGCAACUCUCAAACUGUUAAGAUCGGUUAGUUAUUAUUUGAUAUAAUUCCAUUGCAUUUUUCAUGCAAUCUGAUCAUUUGUUGCACUUCUGUCUUUUUUAAAAAGACUUUUCCAAAGAUCAGUUCUUAUGAAUCUGCUGAUACUGCUCUUCUAAUGUAUAGAGUGAAUGGCUAGUUUUUCAGAACUAGGGGGAACACUGAUGAUUCCUUGUAAAUGCAAAUGUCUAAUUUGUGUAAUUUAUCCAUGGAGUGGCUGCUCAACCUUCUACAAUUGUGGAUUUAUAUGACUAUUUUCUUUAAAAAUGACAAUUCAUUAAAUGGUACUUUUCACACUUGUGAACCAU